Molecule: messenger RNA, 1952 nt
Organism: Megalops cyprinoides (Indo-Pacific tarpon)
Lineage: Eukaryota; Metazoa; Chordata; Actinopteri; Elopiformes; Megalopidae
Product: sodium-dependent lysophosphatidylcholine symporter 1-B-like
Exons: 14
Coding region: 140-1729 (529 amino acids)
Biological process (GO): carbohydrate transport
Cellular component (GO): membrane
Molecular function (GO): lysophospholipid:sodium symporter activity
Source: RefSeq, a predicted model, not a curated record
UUUACCGCGUACGAAGCUCUGACACAGCGCCGGCUCAGUGUUAGACAGUGAAACAUCGAGUAACGGAUACGUCUGUCUAUUUCAUUGAAUACUUAGACGUUAGAAAUUUUACGUUAGGAAUUUUAUUUUAAAGCAAGUUAUGGCAAGAGGAGAAGGCGCAGAACAAUAUUCCGCUACAAGUUUACUACAAAAUAAACCGACCGGCCAAGAUGGGAUAAAAAUAUCUGUAAAGCAUGACAGAAAGAGUCGGCUGUCCGUAUGCAGCAAGCUUUGCUACGCCAUCGGAGGAGCGCCCUACCAGAUCACUGGAAGUGCCCUGGGCUUCUUCCUGCAGAUAUACCUGCUGGAUGUGGCACAGUUGGACCCCUUCUAUGCCUCCAUCAUCCUGUUCGUGGGCCGCGCCUGGGAUGCCGUGACCGACCCAACUGUGGGGUUUCUGGUGAGCCGGAGUCCAUGGACCCGCUAUGGCAGGAUGAUGCCCUGGAUCAUCUUGUCCACCCCGCUGGCGGUUCUGUGCUACAUCCUGGUCUGGUGCGUGCCUCCGUUCCAGCAGGGCAAGGUGGCCUGGUACCUGCUCUUCUACUGUCUCUUCCAGUCUCUGCAGACGUGCUUCCAUGUGCCCUACUCUGCCCUCACCAUGUUCAUCAGCUCCGAGCAGGAAGAGCGGGACUCAGCCACUGCCUACAGAAUGACCAUAGAGGUGCUGGGCACAGUUAUCGGCACAGCAAUCCAGGGACAGAUUGUGGGCGGAGCAACAGCCUCCUGCAGUCCAGGAGAUUUCAAUGUACAGGACGUGUUGAAUACCUCUGCUCUGGAGCUCGGACCCCAGCUCAAUGUUUCUCACGUGUCUCUGGAUGAAACGAAACAAGCCUAUGUAACUGCCUCUUUGGUCAUCGGCGCUGUGUACGUCCUCUGUGCCAUCGUCUUGCUGCUGGGUGUUAAGGAGAGGAAAGGCCCAGGCAAGCUGAAGUCCCAGCGCCCCAUGUCCUUCCUGGAGGGCCUGAAAUUGGUGAUGGGUCAUGGGCCUUACGCCAAGCUGGUCAUGGGCUUCCUCUUCACCUCCCUGGCAUUCAUGCUGCUGGAAGGGAACCUUGCGCUAUUCUGCACAUACGUCCUGGGCUUCAGAAAUGACUUUCAGAACAUCCUGCUUGUUAUCAUGCUGUCUGCGACUCUGAGCAUCCCGUUCUGGCAGUGGUUCCUGACGCGCUUUGGGAAGAAGACCGCCGUUUACGUCGGCAACUUGUGGGCAGUGCCAUUCCUGAUCCUGCUGGUCUGCAUUAGGAGCAACCUGGUGGUGGCAUACGUGGUAGCUUUGGGAUCGGGGGCCAGCGUGGCUGCUGCAUUCCUUCUGCCCUGGUCCAUGCUCCCAGACGUGGUGGAUGAUUUCAAGCUGAAGAACCCGGACGCUCGCGGUCACGAGGCCAUCUUCUACUCCUUCUACGUCUUCUUCACCAAGUUCGCCUCGGGCGUGUCUCUGGGCAUCUCUACACUCAGUCUGGAUUUUGCGGGGUACAUUACGCGAGGGUGCACACAGCCUGAAGCUGUGAAUUUAACCCUGAAGAUGCUGGUUAGUCCUGUGCCCAUCGCUCUCAUAAUUGCGGGGCUCCUCAUUUUCAAGACGUACCCUAUUGAUGAGGAAAAACGCAAGUGCAACCACAAACUCCUGCAGGGGCUCCGGGACAGUGAGGACUCUCUAUCGAGCUCUCCAGAGCUGGGGACUGUGGUGUAGUAGCCACACAAGGCAGCUUGGGGCGAGUGUUACUGUAAUGUUUGUAGCAGUCACUGAAAGAGACCAAGCUGCCAUGGUGUCUAGGCACGUUUUUUGUUCCUGUGUUUUUUUUUUUUUUAGUGUACUAACAGAGGGAACAUUCACUGCAAUUCCACACUGCUCUUGUUACCCUACCAACAGUGAGAAGAUUCGAAUGCUAGGCCGUCAUCUGCGGCACCCUCUG